Messenger RNA from Schizophyllum commune H4-8, 1380 nucleotides. RefSeq lists its product as uncharacterized. The record is from RefSeq and is a predicted model, not a curated record. The transcript is spliced from 3 exons. The coding region runs from base 4 to 1380 and encodes 458 amino acids. NCBI's taxonomy places the organism in Eukaryota, Fungi, Basidiomycota, Agaricomycetes, Agaricales, Schizophyllaceae.
GGCAUGACGGGCGGAAGUAAAACGCGUUCCUUGCUUCUGACGAUCAUGGCCACCGACUGGGUCGUUCGCUACGAGCUCGCGGUCGCGGACUUGCGCAUGCACCUGGACGACGUCGCCCGCCACCGCCGGAUGAUCGAGAGCGUCGGUCAGGAUCAAGAUGUCAUCGCUCGUGUGCGCGCCCUGGAUCGCCGCCUGUACGAUACGGUCACGACGUACCCAGAGGCAAGAGCGCGCGUGCUCAUCGGUACAGUCGUGCUCACAUUCACGCAGCGUCUCCCGGGCGACCUCUUCCAGCAGUUCAGUACCCGCCGCGCCUCAACCCCAUUCGCUUCCGAGACGCACACGUCCCCGACUCCGCCAGUGUCCCGCGCUCUGACACCAACGCCUGCCAGCGACCGCGCGCAUACACCCGAGCACGUGCGGACACCCACACCAGCACCCACACGCACCCAUACGCCGUCGCCGAGCCCCACGCGGACGCCGUCGCCCUCGCCCCCGCCCGUUGCCCCGCGUCGCCCUCGCCCAUCCGCCAACACUGCCGAGCAAGACAUCCACGCUCUACUCGAAGCCAACCUCUGGCAGACGCCCCUCUCGAGCGCGCAGAUUGCCCAGCUCGCCACCCUCAGCAGUACUCAGAUGAGGAGACGGCGGAUCGCGCUUGCAAACGCCGUCCGUGGUAUUGCGCCCGACAUUACGGCCGACAGCUGGAAGGAAGCCUUUGCGGGGUCGGCUGACAGUGACGACCUGUUUGCGAUCCAGCAAGAGUUCCUCAUCGGACACCAGUCUAUCAGCGCGCUGGCCCUGCAGCACAAUGGUAUAUACAACUACCGUCAGUUCACGGGCGAGUUUGCCCUCGCAAACAAGGUGCUUCUCAAGCUUUUCGACGUCACUCUGGCUCGCCGAUGGUACGCGUCUUCGACGCACGACAGCCAGUUCGCGACCCGCUUCUAUCGCCAACUCUGGGCAGAGACAGAAGAGGGUCGCGCGGCGCUUGCGUCCGGGCCCGCCGAGCAGGUGUUCAAGGACCGCAAGAAGGACAUCAACAAGUUUGCGCACGCCCAGCAGGUGCAUGUCACCGCGCGCAACCGACUCCUGAGGCUAUUUGCCAGGUUUGGGCCCAUCGUCCUCCUCGACCCCUGCUGGGAGUACGACAUUCUGCUCAGCACGUCGAACGGUCCAAAGGCGAUGAACACCGCCCUCGCAUACUACGAUGCCUUUGCGAAUGAGACCAGCAUCGGAACGCGCCAGAAGCUGUACUUGCGCGCGGAGGAAGCUGUCAUUGCGUUGACAGCCGCGUUUUGGCACCGUCCCGAUUAUACGGAUAUCGUCCGCGGACAGCUGUGGGAACUUAGAGUACACGCCGCAGUCGCUUUUACGUAA